This is a messenger RNA of Chanos chanos (milkfish), 2534 nucleotides long. Its product is annotated as signal transducer and activator of transcription 1-alpha/beta-like. NCBI's taxonomy places the organism in Eukaryota, Metazoa, Chordata, Actinopteri, Gonorynchiformes, Chanidae. Bases 21 to 2534 code for a protein of 837 amino acids. The transcript is spliced from 24 exons. Gene Ontology annotation, molecular function: DNA binding; DNA-binding transcription factor activity. The record is from RefSeq and is a predicted model, not a curated record. Gene Ontology annotation, biological process: regulation of DNA-templated transcription; signal transduction.
GGUUACCUUUUACUGGGAAGAUGGCGCAGUGGAAACAGCUUCAGCAACUGGACACCAGGUAUUUGGAGCAAGUGGAUCAGCUUUACAGCGACAUCUUCCCCAUGGAGAUUCGACAAUACCUCAGCCAGUGGAUUGAGAGCCAAGACUGGGAUGUGGUGGCUAACUGUGUCUCCUUGGCGACAGUGCGUUUUCACGACCUUAUGGCCCAGCUGGAUGAGCAGUUUAGCCACUCUGCUGGAGAAAACAACCUACUGCUACAACACACCUUACGCAAGAUAAAGGGCAACAUACUGAUGAACUUUCAGGAGCGGCCUGUGCAGCUGGCGGGACUGAUAGCUCACUUCCUGAAUGAGGAGAGGAAGAUUCUCCAGUCUGCCCUUAAGGAGAACACCUGCCCAUCACACAGCAGCAAGAUGAUGGAUAAGCAGGGGGAGUUUGACCACAAAAUCAGUGAACUGCAGUCCAUUGUGCAGGAGACCAAGCGGGACAUCCAGGCGUUGGAAGACCUGCAGGAUGACUACGACUUCAGGAAGAAGACUCAACAGACCACUGCCGAGAAUGAAACACCCAGCCGAGCGCUUAAAGAGAAACUAAAGCAAGGGGAGAGAACGAUCCAGCAAAUGUUCCUCAGUCUACACAGCGCUCGCCAGGCUGUGUUGAUGCAGAUGACUAACGCGCUAACCUUAGCAGAGGAGAUCCAGAGGACACUAGUCUCGGAGGAGCUGCCGAAGUGGAAGCGCAGACAACAGAUCUCCUGUAUCGGAGGACCUCCUAACGCUUGCUUGGAUCAGCUGCAGAACUGGUUCACAUCGGUGACAGAGUGCCUGCAGCAGAUUCGGCAGCAGCUAAACAAACUCCAGGAGCUUGUGCAGAAACUGACCUAUGAAAACGACCCCAUCACUCAGCGCGCCGGCGCCCUGGAGGAACAGACCCUACACCUGUUCAGAAGCCUCAUCAGCAAUGCUCUUGUAGUGGAAAGACAGCCCUGCAUGCCCACUCAUCCACAGAGGCCCCUGGUGCUGAAGACCUCAGUGCAGUUCACGGUUAAACUCAGACUACUGGUCAAACUCCCAGAAUUUAACUGCCAACUUAAGGUUAAAGCCACUUUUGACAAAGAUGUGACAGAGAAGAGUACCAUUAAAGGGUACCGGGCGCUCAACUGUCUAGGGACGCAAACCAAAGUCUUGAACUUUGAGGAAUCCAGUGGAUGCAUAGCGGCAGAGUUCCGUCAUCUGCAGAUAAGAGAAAACAAAACCGUUGGCUCGAGGUCAAAUGAGGGACCUCUGACUGUCUCAGAGGAGCUCCACUUAAUCUCCUUCAACACCCAGCUUGUGCAACAUGGAAUUACUAUCGACAUCAUGACCACCUCACUGCCUUUAGUUGUGAUCUCAGGGUCGGUUCAGAUGCCUGCGGCCUGGGCUUCCAUCCUCUGGUACAACAUGCUGUGUAGCGAACCGAGGAACCUGUCGUUUUUCCUGAACCCAGAGCAGGCCACGUGGGGCCAGCUGUCAGAGCUUUUGAGCUGGCAGUUUUCCUCCGUUACUAACAGGGGCCUGAACCCAGAGCAGCUCAGGAUGCUCGGAGACAAACUUCUUGGACCUGAAGCUGGAGGAAAUCCAGAUGAGCUUAUCUCUUGGCCAAAGUUCUGUAAGACCUGCAGUGACAGAAUUCCAUCUUUCUGGCACUGGCUGCACAGCACUCUCCAGCUGAUUAAAAACCAUCUGCUGGACCUGUGGAAUGAUGGAUUAAUUAUGGGCUUUGUGAAUAAGGAACAGGAGAAGUUCUUGUUGAAGGACAAACAGCCAGGGACAUUUCUUCUGCGUUUUAGUGAGAGCUGUCGAGAUGGCGGAAUCACUAUUACAUUUAUAGAGACAUCACAGUUUGGAGAGCAUGAGAUUCAUUCAGUGAAGCCUUAUACGAAGUACGAUUUAAAGAAUCUCUCAUUUGCUGACAUCAUCCACAACUACAAACUACUGGAUUCUCUGUGUAUCCCUGAAGAUCCGCUGCUCUUUCUCUACCCCGACAUUCCCAAAGACAAAGCCUUUCGCCCCUAUUACAGCAAACCAUCAGAAGAUGCAAGUCCUCCAGAGGACAUGGAGACGAAACCAAACGACCGCCCUUACCUUGACAGACGAAUCAUAUCUGUAUCCAAAAAUCCUCGCCCGAUGCCUUUCCCUUCAGACGUAUUUCCCGAUUCUGACAUGAUGGUAGACCAGGUCGAGGAAAGUGAAGGGCUAAUCCACACACAGCAAAACGCUGACCCAGAGGGCGCUCAGGCCGCAGUCCCCGGACCGCCUGAGACCUGUUGCUACAGCCCGGUUUUGCCCGAUAAGCCUGCCCCCAAGAAGAGGAAGCCGGUGGAGGAGCUGUACCAGCCGGCCACCGUGAACUCGAAUGAAUGGGCUGAAAACGAAGACGAACUGUUUUUCUUGAGUCUUUUAAGGGGUAGUUUUCAAAGGUUGUCAUUACAGAAGAGAGCAGAACUUAAAAUGAAGUUUCAGCGAAUAAUCUUCGAAGCGGAGUUCAACCAGUAG